Molecule: messenger RNA, 747 nt
Organism: Babesia ovata
Lineage: Eukaryota; Apicomplexa; Aconoidasida; Piroplasmida; Babesiidae
Product: EF-1 guanine nucleotide exchange domain-containing protein
Exons: 1
Coding region: 1-747 (248 amino acids)
Biological process (GO): translational elongation
Cellular component (GO): cytosol
Molecular function (GO): guanyl-nucleotide exchange factor activity; translation elongation factor activity
Source: RefSeq, a predicted model, not a curated record
AUGUCGGGUUUCAAGAUUGAACUCAGCAAGGUCGCGACCCGCGAGGGCCUCGUCGAGCUGAACGAAUACCUUGCCGACCACAGCUUCGUGGGCGGUGCGAAGGCUCCCUCCACCGACGAUCUUGCCGUAUUCCGCAAACUCGGCAAGUCCCCGGGCGCCGAGGAGUUCGCACACGUUGACAGGUGGUACCGUCACGUCAGCACCUGGGCCCAGAGUCCCCCCGCUGACCUCGCCAAGGGCUCCCUCCCUGUGGAAGCAGAGAAGAAGUCUGACGACAUCGACUUGUUCGGCGACGAUGACGAGGAGGAGGAUGACGCCAUGAAGAAGAAGAUGGAGGCUAUGAAGGCAAGCAAGGGUAAGAAGCGUGAGGCCGCCAAGUCGUCGCUCGUCAUCCACAUCGAGCCCGCCAGCGUCGAUACCGACCUCGACGAGGUGUUGCGCUUGGUCAAGAACAUUAGGAUUGAGGGUGUGACAUGGGGUGAGGCCUCUGCCAAGAUCCCGCUUGCCUACGGUAUCCAGAAGUUGCAGGUGUCGUGCACCAUCUUGGACGACAUUGUCAACACCAACGAGAUCACCGACAUGAUUGAGGAGCUCGGCCUCACUGAGGCUCAGAAGGAGGAGCGCCGCCUCAAGCAGGAGGGUGCCGAUGACGACGACGACUCCGACUACGGUUCCGAUGAUGACAGCGACGAUGAGGUCGUCGGUUUGGUCCAGACCGCCAACAUCGUCUCCUUCAACAAGCUUUGA